Molecule: messenger RNA, 2661 nt
Organism: Strongylocentrotus purpuratus (purple sea urchin)
Lineage: Eukaryota; Metazoa; Echinodermata; Echinoidea; Camarodonta; Strongylocentrotidae
Product: dipeptidase 1
Exons: 10
Coding region: 261-1577 (438 amino acids)
Biological process (GO): proteolysis
Molecular function (GO): metallodipeptidase activity
Source: RefSeq, a predicted model, not a curated record
UAUUUGUCCUACUUCUUAUCCAGUACACAAUGCCUCCUGAGGCCGAGCAACUCCACGGGUUUGCGAGUAUAUAAUUAUAGUCAUUGACAUUUCUGAAAUAUGAUACUAGCUAAUUGCGCUAGGAUAUCUUUUCGCCGGAUAUACCCCAUAUUGAUUGCUUGUAAAGUGUCGGUACAGAGUCCAAACGUCAAGUAUCAUAUUGCAUCUUGAAUUAACACAACAAUACUGAUAGCUGUCGUUACAUGUUGUGAAUCAGCAAAAUGGCGUCUGGUCUUUCCCAUAUUGCUCUUCUCUUCAUGUUGCUGGUCAACACGGCAAGGUCUCUCCCUCGGCCGCGGGAUCAUGACUCGGUAAAUACUGCAAAGAACAAAGCUCUGAAAUACAUGUCUGAGGUGCCACUUAUAGAUGGUCACAAUGACUGGCCAUUUCAGAUCGUUAGUCGGAUCGGAAACCAGCUCCAGAACUUGAAUCUGUCACAGGAUCUGAACCCUAUAUGGGGUCAUAGUUUUACCGAUAUCCCGAGACUCAAAGAAGGCAGACUUGGAGGACAGUUCUGGGCGGCCUAUACCACCUGUGGAUCUCAGUACAUGGACGUUGUGACACACGUGCUGGACCAGAUUGACGUCAUCAUAAGGAUGUGUGAUAUGUAUCCAGACGUCUUCCAGUUUGUAACAACAGCUGAUGGUAUCUUGGAGGCUCAUAAAAAAGGGAAAAUAGCCUCUCUCAUCGGGGUCGAAGGCGGACACAACAUCGAUAACAGUUUAGCUACACUGCGCAUGCUCUAUCGGGUUGGAGUUCGCUACAUGACGGUUACACAUAGCUGCAAUACCCCAUGGGCUGAUAACUGGUUAGAAACCGCGAAAGACGAUCCAGAAUUCAAUGGUCUUUCUGCAUUUGGGAAACGUGUCAUCUUGGAAAUGAACCGUAUAGGUAUGCUGGUCGACCUUGCUCAUGUAUCUCAGAAGACCAUGUCAGAUGUACUUGACAUUACCACGGCUCCAAUCAUCUUCAGCCAUUCGUCAGCCUAUGCUGUUUGCAACCACGACAGGAAUGUACCGGACUACAUCUUGAAACGCAUGGUUAAAAACAAAGGCGUUGUGAUGGUGAAUUUCUACACAGCAUACGUGAACUGUCCCCCAGGAAACGUAUCUGAUGAUCUAACCUACGCAACCGUUUUUCAAGUAGCAGAUCACAUGGAUCACAUUAAAUCGGUGUGCGGCUGGGAAUGUGUGGGCAUAGGAAGCGACUUUGACGGGGUGCCAACCAUGCCCGAGGGCCUGGAGGAUGUGUCGAAGUAUCCUAAUCUCAUCGCCGAGUUGAUUCGCAGAGACUGGACGGAGGAAGAGGUCAAAGCUGCCAUGGGAAACAACCUCCUCAGGGUUCUACGGAGAGCAGAACAGGUUCGAGAUGAAAUGCGGGCGAGUACCCUACCAGACGAGACACGGAUAUCAGUCCACAGCCGCCACGAGAAAUCUAAUAAAUGCAGGACCGUCUAUUACUGGCCUCAGCUCUUCCAGAUUCGAGGAAAGAGAGCUAGUAACGACGAUCAAAUGACGCUAAUUGAUAAUUGCUUGUAAAGCGAACAAUAAUUGUGGCCACACAAAGUAUGUGAAUAUAGUUUCACCGCCCCACAGUAUUCCAAAUAGGAGGUUUUAACCAAUUAUUGUACGUAAAGUACAGAAGAUUUUUUUUUUUUUUUUUUUUGGGGGGGGGGGGGCCUAACUGCUUGUAAAGGGAACAAUAGUUACACCAACAUUAUGAGGCGUUUUUGUCGAUAAAUGACAUUUUGCUCGCCCCAUAGCUGGCCCAAAUUCCAUAAAAGAGAGCUGAUGGCGACGACAAACUGACCCUGUUAUGGGUACUAGUAAAGCGUACAAUGAGAUUGGUCACAUUUUUUAAAUACGGUUCUAUAGUUUACAACCACAGUUUUUCAAAUAGACGUUUCCGUCAAUGACAAGCUGGUCCGAAUUCGAGGGAAAAGACUUAAAGCCCCACUGUACGACUUAUAGCUACUUGCGCCCUCUAUACAGCCAACAAUGCCUAAACGGUACCCGUGGUCACCCAUGAUCCUCUUUUUCUUAUGUUACUUGAGAGCCAAUUGGAUGAUAUAACCACCUGUCAGUGACCACCAGGGUCAAAAUAGUGCAGACAGGCUUUAAGACGUUCUAGUAAAUGAAUACGCUGUAUAGUAUUCUUUUAUAUACAUAUUGAUACAAAUCUGGCCUUAAAAGUGUUGUUUUUUUGUAAUAUGAUAACGAUUGUGGAACGGACACGUUCAAUUUAUGAUCUUGAAUAAGAGGGAAAUCACGUGGAAUAAAUUUCACCUGAAUAAUAUCUCAUUUCACGAUCCGAAUUAAAAGAAGUUAAAAUUGUAAUAUAAAAGGCAAGCCCUAUUAAAUUUUAUCAAAUAAAUCAUAAUUGUGCCAUAUGAAUCUAUAUUUCAUUGUAGUAGAGGAUAUUCGUUGUAGAUUGUGAUUGUCUUUCUCAGGUUUAUUCUAAAAGUUGCCAAGAUAUACAUAAACGUAAUGUAGAGUAGGACAUUGACAUGUAUUUCAUGGAUAUAUUUUAUGCAUUUUAUAUAUUUUAUAUAUAUUUGUAUAUACAUGUGUAACGAAUGUUAACCUUUGUAACUAUGAUAUUAAAAUUCAUUUACUAUAGUAA